AUGAUCAGCAAGUAUCACACUGUGGCGGCCCUGAAGGAAGUGUAUGUGACGCCCUGGAAAUUGAUCGACCCUACAAGUGUGAAGCCGGAUGGUACCACACUGCCUCCAAAGUACAAGAAGAAGUCAGGCCGCCCCCCCAAGAAGAGGCUUCGAUCGCAUGGUGAGCUCGAUCCCAAGAGAUUGCACAAGUGUAAGAAGUGCUCGGAAUACGGCCACAACUCUCGUACAUGUGACGUGCGUGCAGCUAGUAGGGCUAUGUGGGAGGCGUUGAUGACACCUGAAGGGGAGUUGCAUGCCCAAACGGUGACAAGCGUUGAUGGGACCGUCCGCACGAUCUCAUGCAGGGCGUGCGGAGGACGACAUGGCAGGGAGGUGAUCUGUGAGUCGUUGAGGCGUGAGGGGACGGGACAAGAUGAUGAAGGGGAGGGCUCCUCUGGUGAUGAACUUGAGGAUAUCACUGAUGAGGUGUGUGAUGAUUCCUCGGAUGAAAACAAUGGUGAGGGCGGUAACGUGGCGCAUGUGAUCUUCACUCGGUCACACACGGGGCUAGAAACAGAUGCACAAGCUACUGCCACGACCCCCGAGGGCAACCAGGGUCAAGGACAACAGCCUGUUGCUGAAGAGUCCCCUAAUCUUGUGCAAGUGGGAACUCAGGAAAGUUCGGCUGCAGUGGAAAUGGCAGCAUUUGACUCUGGGGUGCCCUGCAGGGAUGACACCGUUGGUGCUGCUGUGACGCAUGGGAGGGGGUCUAGAGAGUCCGUCGCCGCUAGGAGGUUGAGGCGGUUGCAGUGUCUAAAUAUUCAGAGGGAAGUUGUCGACCCUAGCAGCAUGGAGCGGAGUGGCUUGGAUCCGCAGGAGGAGGAACCAUUGCUGCCACGAAGUAGAGGAACAAGCAGAUGGGAAGUAGAGGAACAAGCAGACGGGGUAGGGGGAGCAGCGAAGCUGGAGGGCGUGCUGGGAGAGGCAAUGGCAGGCGUGGAACGGCGAGAGGUGUUCGGCAGCAAGGGAGAGGAGUGGGUGUGGGGCAGCAAGGGAGAGGGGUGGGUGUGGGGCAGCAAGGGAGAGGAGUGGGUGUGGGGCAGCAAGGGAGAGGAGUGGGUGUGGGGCAGCCAGGGACAAGUGGACAAGUGUGGGUGUGGGGCAGCAAGGGAGGGCUGUUGGUGUGGGGCAGCCAGGGACAAGUGUGGGUGUGGGGCAGCCAGGGAGAGGAGUUAUGGUGCAGCCAGGAUUGGUGCAGCAAGGGAGAGGAGUGGCUAUGCAGCAGCAUUCGGGUGGGGUGACUAUGGGGCAGACAGGGGGGGGCCAGCAAGGGAGUGGGGUGACUACAAGACGGCAGGGGACGGGAGGGGUGAUGGGGCUGCAAGGGAGUGGACUGGCUACGGGACAGCAAUGGAGUGGGUUGGGAAUGGGGCAGACAGGGGGGGGGCAGCAAGGGAGUGGGGUGACUACGGGACGGCAGGGGACGGGAGGGGUGAUGGGGCUGCAAGGGAGUGGACUGGCUACGAGACAGCAAUGGAGUGGGUUGGGAAUGGGGCAGACAGGGGGGGGGCAGCAAGGGAGUGGGGUGACUACGGGACGGCAGGGGACGGGAGGGGUGAUGGGGCUGCAAGGGAGUGGACUGGCUACGAGACAGCAAUGGAGUGGGUUGGGAAUGGGGCAGACAGGGGGGGGGCAGCAAGGGAGUGGGGUGACUACGGGACGGCAGGGGACGGGAGGGGUGAUGGGGCAGCAAGGGAGUGGGGUGACUACGGGAUGGCAGGGGACGGGAUGGGUGAUGGGGCUGCAAGGGAGUGGACUGGCUACGGGACAGCAAUGGAGGGGUGUUGGAAUGAUGCAGCCAGGCAGGGAAGUGGAUAUGGAUCGCUACAGGUUUGUGGGAAUGCAGCAGCGCUGGUGGGGUGUGGAGCAGAAAGGGUGAGAAGUGGGCGGGUUGCUGCAAGGGAGUGGGUGGGUAGGGAGCAGCAAGGAAGUGGAGUCAGUGUGGGCAGGAAGGGGGAUGAGUGGGUAUUGGGCACUCAGGGAGAGGAGUAG
This is a messenger RNA of Closterium sp. NIES-65, 2031 nucleotides long. The record is from the annotation of a GenBank genome assembly. NCBI's taxonomy places the organism in Eukaryota, Viridiplantae, Streptophyta, Zygnematophyceae, Desmidiales, Closteriaceae.